AUGUCACCACAACAAUCUUCCACGUCAUUUCGAGAUUUUGUGCGGCGAAAAACUUUUCGGCUUAAUGGAGCCUAUUUAUUGACAACUUUGGUGAGUUUUUGAGCAGAAAACGUGCAAUUCGCUAAAUUUUGAGCAAAAAAUCACGAUUUUUGAUCGAAAAAUGUGCAUUUUUCAAUGACAAAACCGAAAAAAGUAUAUUCUUUGGUUUCAACUUUGAACUAUCAGUGGUCAUGGUGAUAAAUAAGAAAAAUUGAUAAGAAUGAGGAGAAAAUGGCGGUGGAGAACGAAAGAUUUAUCGUCACAAACUCGAAAAAAUUGACAAUUUUUUAGGAGGGAAAUUGAAAUCUUGAAUUGAAAAACUACAGCGAAGUUCUAUCAAACACUUGGAAAACCACAAAAAUAAAUCUAGACUUUUUGAAACAGUGAACAUUUUUAAUGAGAAAAACAAUUGCAGACAGUGAAAUUUUCUAGUGACAUAACCUUUAAAAUUAUAAGAAUUAUUUGAAACAGUGAAAAAAGUUCAAAAACUUUCGAAUUUUACAAAUUUUAAGUAAUAUUUUCCAAACAAAAUUGGAAGACUAAUUCAGCUUUUUUGAAGAUUUCUAGGCCACCAAAUCGUAAUUUUGGGUUUCUAGGUCAAAAUUUGCAGGGCGAUCGAAUGUGGAUGUUUGCCAUCGGAAUUUUCAUGCACAAACUCGGCGGAAUGACAUGGGUGGCUGUUCAGCAAUUUUUCGAUGCUCUUGUGAAAUUGGCUGCGUUGCCGAUUAUUGGAUCAAUUAUGGAUAAGAGAGAUAGGAAUAAAAGUGAGCAGAAUUUCGGAGAAAAUCAGAAUCAGAUUUUUUUUCAGUCAUGCAAAUCUCACUAGUUGUCAAUAAUAUUGCUGUUGGUGCUUCGGCGGCCGCAUUUUUUCUAUGUUUUUAUUUGCCAUCACCAGAUGGAACACUUACUGGAAAUCGAAUGGUAAGUGGGAGAAAAUUGAGGUGGAAUUGGAAAUCAGGGCAAACAUUAGAACUCCAAUAAUUCUGAGUUCAUUAAAUUACUGUUAAAAAAUUUCAAACGACACUCCACAAUCGUUCACAAACCUAGCGUUCAAAAAGGAAAACCCCUUAGUCACCCUGAUUCAAUUGAAAAUCAACAAAUAUGAGUUAUCUUGAUUUUCGGUCGAAAAAUUCGAGUUCAGAAGUUCUAAACCUCAAAAUCUUGCAGGCUCUGUUCAUCGUUGGAAUUCUAUUUGCUUCAAUAUCCCGUGUAGCCAGCGAGGCUCAAAGAAUAUGUUUCACCAAAGAUUGGACAGUUGUCAUAACUAGUGCCUAUCCAGAAGAGGGAGUUACGCUAUCUAGUGAGUGAAAUGACUAGGAAUCGACGAAAAUUAACAGAAUUUGACAGAAAACCAUUUUCAGAUCAAAACUCUCUAAUGUCUGUAAUCGAUCAAUCGUCUUCCGUAAUUCUCCCAGUUUUCACGGGUGCUCUCAUCGAAAUUUCGGGCUAUCAAACAUCAUGUAUAUUCAUUAUCGCCUACAAUGUAGUUUCUUGGUAUAUUGAAUCGAAUAUUUUGAGAAAUUUGUACAAUUUGACACCGGCUUUGAAGAAACGAUGUGUUGAAAAAGAUGAAGAUGGAGAGGAAAAUCAGAGUAGAUCAUUUUCAUGGAUCAAUUCAUUCCGAUUAUAUUUUCAACAAUCAAGUUGGAUGGCUGGAUUUGGUUUGGCACUUUUGUAUAUGACUGUUUUGGGAUUUGAUAAUGUUAGUCAUUUUGGGGGCAUUUGUUUUAAAAAAAAUUUCCGAGAAUUAUUGAUUUUUGAAUCCAGAAGAACAUCACCAUUUUCCAUAAACUCUCAAAAAAAAUACAAAAACUUUGAAACAGUGAAAAAUUUUGAAGAAUUUUUUCGCGGUUUCAGAAGAAUUUUUCUGACGGAGAAAUCUGAGUACUUUUUUUUUGUUGAAAUUUUGUGAUUUUUUCAGGAGAAUUGCUAUGAAAAAUGAAUUUCCAGCACUUUCAAACCAAGAACUAAAAAUUCCAGUAGAAAAUCUAUCAAACGAAAUUAUCUACGAUUCAAGCAUUAGUCUCCCGAUCAAAAACUCCCAAGAAAAUUUUAAAUCACAUGAAAAUUUUGAAACAGUGAAAAAAAUUGAUAGAAAAAAAAUGAAAUUCCCCUGGAGAGUAUGAAAUACCAACUCCUGCUCCCUAAAAUCCUCUAAAUUUCCAGCUUGCCGGUUCGUAUGGUCAAAAGCACGGAAUGCAUCUCGUGACUCUAGGCUUCUUACGUACCACCGGUUCACUUUUGGGUGUUCUCGGUGCAAUAACAUUCGGUCGUCUUGAGCCAAGAAUUGGUCUACUUUGGACAGCAUUCAUUGGUCUAACUUGGCAGAACAUUUUCAUCAAUUUCUGUUCAUUCUCCACAAUUCUUCCCGGAAGUCCAAUGAAUAUAAUGGGUUAUAUUUCAAAUUUCGAUCUCAAUAUUUGGAUAAAAGAGGUUAAUGAGCAUAUAAGCAAACCAACAAAUGAUGAUCAUUUUCCACUUCCAUUUUUACAACUUCCUCCAUCGAUUUUGGUCUUCUUUUUUGGAAUAACAUUAGCGAGAUUUGGAUUAUGGAUGGCUGAUCCGGCGAUUACACAAAUUCAACAAGAAACUAUUCCCGAAUCACAACGAUACUCCGUUUUUGCGAUGCAGACUGCGUUUUGUGAAGCUUUUUCAUUACUUAAGGAUACGAUUGUGAGUUUUUUGUUAAUUAUCGAAAAAUGAAACAACGAGAUCGAAAAACAUUCAAAAAAUUCAAAUCAAUAAUUCAGUUCAAUAAAUUCAAAUGAAUAAAAUUCAAAACAGUUCGAAAACUAAUCGAAAAAUCUUGAAACGUAUAAUUUCCAAGACAGAACGCUUCUGAAUUUUUGUCAAAAAUUAAAAUUUCAUACCGAAACUUUCUAUCUCAGAAAUUUCAAGUUGCGAAGAAAACCUAAUAAGAAAAAUUAGACUGGAGACCAUAAAAUGAGAACAAAUCUUUCAGAAAAAGUCUUAUGCUGGUGAACCUAAUAUUCCAAACAAAACGUUUUCCAAAAGGGUUUUUCAACAACUUCCUAGAUUAAAAUUCCACUAAAAAUCCCAAUUUUCAGCCACAAAUUCUCUAAAAUUCCAGAUAAUCCUCUUCCCAAACACUGAAUUAUUCGGAGCUCUCGCAAUUGCUUCGUGCAUUUUCGUAUUUGCCGGUUAUAUGUUCAACAAUGCCUAUUUCUUAAAAUGCGGCUGUUCUUCGGCAAAAGAUGCACAUUUACGAAAACCAGUCAAAACUUCUGGAAAUCCAGAAAUCGAGUUAGCCGAAACUGGCAAAUUAUUGGAUGAGGUGAAAAAAUCGGAAGAAGAACAGGAAAACGAGGAAAAUGAGCAAAAAAUGGAGAAAAACGGGGAUUGUUGA
This is a messenger RNA of Caenorhabditis angaria, 3406 nucleotides long. Lineage: Eukaryota; Metazoa; Nematoda; Chromadorea; Rhabditida; Rhabditidae. The record is from the annotation of a GenBank genome assembly.